Messenger RNA from Musa acuminata AAA Group (dessert banana), 3111 nucleotides. RefSeq lists its product as uncharacterized. Bases 846 to 2096 code for a protein of 416 amino acids. The transcript is spliced from 5 exons. The record is from RefSeq and is a predicted model, not a curated record. Gene Ontology annotation, cellular component: SAGA complex. Lineage: Eukaryota; Viridiplantae; Streptophyta; Magnoliopsida; Zingiberales; Musaceae. Gene Ontology annotation, biological process: regulation of transcription by RNA polymerase II. Gene Ontology annotation, molecular function: transcription coactivator activity.
GAGAGCGAGAGAGAGAGAGAGAGAACGCCGAGGGCGAGAGGCGAGUCGACGAGGACGGAAACAGAAGAGGGGACUCUUUCCGCUCUAUCUCAUCCCAAUUCAACGCGCAGUAGAGGAAAUAAGAAGAAGAGGAGGAGAGGAGGAAGAGAGGGAAGCGAGGAGAAGAGGGGGAGAGUAAUUGGAGAUACGUUCGCCGCUGGCUGAGGCGCCUUCGUCGUCGAAUCCAGGCGGUGGCUCCCGCUGGUCGGAGCUUGCGGAGAGGUAAGCUCGAAUCCCCUCCCACCCUGCUUCUUCUGCCUGCGCUGUCGUUCUCCGCUCGGAUUGGCUUCUGUUUUCUGUUCGUCCUCUGCUCUGUCUACUUGUCUCGCUUUUGAUCCUCUCGCCAAGGCAAUUGCGAUCCGGUUCUCUCAACUAUGGAAUCUUCGAUCGCGGACCGGGGAUCAGAUCGCCAAUGUUUAUUUCGUGGGGUUCCGUCGCGCAAUGAGGAGAUUCCCAAGCUGUCCUCUUCUGCGUGGGUUUUGAUUCUGCUUGCUUCUCGCCUUCUUUAGGGUUUUCGAUCUCUGUUUGAGAAUUCUGGUCUCAAAUUUGCAUCUUCGCGAGUGCAGCUUCUUGAUCUUGUGUUGCUCGAGGUGUUCUUCUUUGGAAGAUAGGAUUACCGCUAGCGUUGUUGUCGCCGUUGAGGUGGCAAUUGUGCAUAGCUCUCCUUCUCUGUAAGAGAAGGUGCAAACCCUAAUCUUGCCCGAAACCUAUAAAGAUAAUAAAAGGAGAAGCAGAAGGGUUUGUAGUCGUCUGAUUUGGUGGUUAAUUCUAUGGCUACUGUUUGCUGAUAUAGAUCGCCCCCACCAAUGCUGCAGCGGCAACCAUCGCUGCCACCGCCACUGACCCCGCCGGUGACAAAGCAUUCUCGAAUCGACCUCGGUGAGCUAAAGUCGCAGAUAGCAAAGCAUCUCGACCAGGAGCAAGCGAACCGCUAUUUCGGCUAUCUGAAUGGUCUGUUGUCACAGAAGUUGAGCAAGCAUGAGUUCAACAAGUUCUGCAUUAUGACGCUCGGCCAUGAGAAUCUCCCUUUGCACAAUCAGCUCAUUCGUUCCAUACUUCGCAAUGCCUGUCAAGCCAAAGCUCAACUAUCAGUCAAUCAUGGCAGGUUUGCACAUAGGCCAACUGGGAUUGUGUCGAAGAAUUCCCCUGAAUCAGAUGAUGGACUGGGUUUUUCACAAGCCCUGACAUGUUCACACACUUGGUCCAAAGGGGAUAUCUUGCCAUGGUCAAACGACAAGUUUAGGGGUGGUAGUGAUAAUAACAGGAUCAGAGACUGUCCCAGCCCCCUUGGACAGAAUAGGAGGGUGGAGGUUGAAGCUGUUCUGGGUGAGAAUGGUGAUUUGAGCUCAUGUUAUUUGAAGAGAUCAGUGCAGCAACAGAAGGGUGGCGUUCAUGAGUUGCCAGUAAAAAGAGCAAGGAUAGAGGAGCCAUCUCUGCUUGACCAGGGAUCUGUACAUUACAAGGUUCUUGCUGAAGUUGUUCCCCCGAAAUGUGGGGAGAACAUGGACCAUAGGGGUGAUUUGGACUCCUUCAGAGGUCCUCUUCAGGCUCCUCUCGAAAAUCUUUUCUGUUCGGCAAACACCACGGGUGCAAGGAGGAGAUUUCUGUCAGCAGGUACUGCUCUCACUGAUAGCUUUUGUAGGAAUUAUGAUUGCAGUGAACUGUGUGAUACUGAGAUAUUGAAGAAACGAAUGGAGAAAAUGGCUCAAUCACAGGGCUUGGAAGGAGUAACAAUGGACGGUGCCAACUUGCUGAACAGUUGGUUGGAUGCUUAUCUGAAGCAGCUGGUUAAAUUGUGCAUUGAACUAGUAGGAGCAGGAACAGGACAUGUGUUGACAAAACAGGCAGUUUCCAAUCUUGUGCCUUAUGCAAAGCCCAUCAAUGGUGUUUGGGCAAGAAAUGACAUCCAAGUGCAAGGUACCGUUGUGUCUUUGGAAGGCACACAUGUGUUGAGUACGAAGGAUUUUAGGAGAGCAAUGGAACUAAACCCACAGCAACUUGGUGGAGAUUGGUCAUUACUUCUUGAGAAAAUAUGUGUUCAUUCAUUUGAGGAAUAGGAAAAAUCAAAAUCUAUUUUAAGGUUUGCAAAAGUCAUAGCACCUGGAUGGAUCAACUUUUGAGGAAGACUACGUGGUACUGCAAUGGCAGAUUCAAGUUCCUCAGACUGUCCUAAGGGGAAAAAAAAAGGAACUCUCUCUGUUCAGCUCAUUUAUUGUAGGUUACUGUCCCUGAAGAGGCAUCUCCAUCACAAUAUCACACCAGAUGUCUCGAGCUGCUAUGUAAUUGACAUCAUGGAAGACUCUGGAGGAAGUUUUGCAGGAUUAUUCCUUGCUCGUGAUCUUUUCAUUACUGAUGUGCAUGAUAGCUAACUAUAGCGGAUAAGUGGUGGUACAAAAACCUUGGUGAGAAGCUUCUCAAAAUAAAGUGUUUUUCUGGCAUUGUUUUUGGGAGUUCAAUCUCAUCAAGCCUGUGGUGCAUAUAAAUUCUCUUGAAUUCAGGUCCUUCGCUUGCAGGACCACUCAGGUUAGUUGGCUUUGUGUACUGCCCUCGUGUUCUAAUGCUGGCACUUCAUCUCUCUCGACAGGCACCUAACAACAGUGCAGCCUGAAUUGAAUGAAGGAAUCAAAAGUCAAGUUCGCUUCAGUAUGCAUUGAGAACAAAGAUGCAGCCACUUAUCCUCCCUCCACUGCUCGAGCAUCCCCUAAUCCACAGACAUAUAUUAGCUGCGGACAACUAAGACUCGACAAGAUGAAAACAUGAGCAUUACUUCUGCUCUGUUGUGGUGUUUCCAUGGCCAACCAAGAAACGUACCACAACACAAGUGAUGUUGUCAGCGCUUCCUCUUUGAUAAGCUUCGUGCAACAGUCUCUUUGCCGCUUGUUCUGGGUCCUCUAUGGACUGUAUCAUGGCCACAGCCUCCUGAGAAUUUUCAGUGAGAAACAAAAGAGAUGUAACUGAACAAGCAAAAUAUUUCAUGGAUCUGUGUAUAAUAAAUCCGGUCAAAUACCUCAUUUGUAACAACAUCCCACAAUCCAUCACUUGCAAGUAUAAGAAACUCCAGAGAAUGAUCAA